AUGGAUGCUCAUUUCAUAGUUAGGAUUGAGUACUUUAAGUUAAAAAAAGCUUUAACAAUUUUGAUGUCUCUAUUGGAUAUAGGUGAGAUCGUUGCAUCAGAGGUAAUUGUUAGACGAGUACCUAGAUUUGCAAUCAACUAUGCAGAUUUACAAACUCUCCGAAUAGAGGAGAAACUCAUCAUCUUGAAAGGACCUUUCAAUGGUGAUUUCAAAGGGAGGAAAGAUGCAAUAUUACUGCCUCACUUCAUAUUUCAUCCGCAUGGACCAAAAGAGAAAUACUCUCUACCAGCAGGCUAUGCAAUCUCUGUUGUCGAUAAAGAGAACGAUCAUCUGACAUACGAAGCAACUUUCAUAACGUUUCUGCGGAAUGGUACAAAGAUUGUCGAUGUUGGUGAUAUUCCAAAGAAUUUAACAAAGUUAUACACUGAUGGUUGGUAUGAGUGUAUUAGUAGACAUGGUCGACACUACAUUGUUGCAGAUCCUAAAUUAGUGGUAUCAGGUAGUAAUAUCUCAUUUCAAGAUAGGCUAUCUCUGGUUUAUAUGUCAUUCUACUAUGACCUUAAUCAUAAAUCAAAAUAUCUCAAUCCAGCACCAAGAGUUUGUUAUCGAGGUUUGCAAAUUCAUCAUAAUUUAAACUAA
Heterostelium album PN500 is the source of this 639-nucleotide messenger RNA. RefSeq lists its product as uncharacterized. Bases 1 to 639 code for a protein of 212 amino acids. The transcript has 3 exons. Lineage: Eukaryota; Evosea; Eumycetozoa; Acytosteliales; Acytosteliaceae. The record is from RefSeq and is a predicted model, not a curated record.